Messenger RNA from Penicillium canescens, 3462 nucleotides. Its product is annotated as carbamoyl-phosphate synthase (glutamine-hydrolyzing) CPA2. Gene Ontology annotation, molecular function: dihydroorotase activity; aspartate carbamoyltransferase activity; metal ion binding. The coding region runs from base 1 to 3462 and encodes 1153 amino acids. Gene Ontology annotation, biological process: 'de novo' pyrimidine nucleobase biosynthetic process; UTP biosynthetic process; L-citrulline biosynthetic process. The record is from RefSeq and is a predicted model, not a curated record. Lineage: Eukaryota; Fungi; Ascomycota; Eurotiomycetes; Eurotiales; Aspergillaceae. The transcript has 4 exons. Gene Ontology annotation, cellular component: cytosol; cytoplasm.
AUGGUUCUUGCUGCUCGAUGUGGCCAGGCGGCUGGCCUGCUGCGCCAGCGCUGCCUCGCUGAAGCCCGUCCCGGGCUCUCUCUGCGCGCAUUCUCCUCCCAGACUCCCGUCCGCUCGACGGCCUCUGCUCUGCGUCUGCAGAAGAUCCCCACGGCUCGCUCUCAGCAGCUCCGUUCUUUCUCCAGCAGCCUGCGUCGUCUGGCUAUUGAGAAGCCUCCCACUGCUGAGUCUUACCUCGCCAGUGGUGCGGUGAAGACCGGUAGCGACCUUGUUGAUGUCAAGAAGGUCCUCGUCAUUGGUAGUGGUGGUCUGAGCAUUGGACAGGCUGGCGAGUUUGAUUAUUCUGGCUCCCAGGCUCUGAAGGCUCUCAAGGAAGCCGGCGUCCACUCGGUCCUGAUCAACCCCAAUAUCGCGACCAUCCAAACCGACCACAAGCUCGCCGACGAGGUCUACUACCUCCCCGUUACACCCGAAUAUGUCACUCACGUCAUUGAGCGCGAGCGUCCCGAUGGUAUCUUCCUUACCUUCGGUGGUCAGACCGCUCUGAACCUGGGUGUGCAGAUGAACCGCAUGGGUACCUUCGAGCGCUACGGUGUCAAGGUCCUCGGCACCAGCAUCAAGACCCUGGAGACCAGUGAGGACCGUGACCUCUUCUCCCAGGCCCUGAACGAGAUCAACAUCCCCAUUGCUGAGUCGACUGCCGUCGAGACUGUCGAGGAUGCCCUCAAAGCCGCCGAGCAGGUUGGUUACCCUAUCAUCGUCCGGUCUGCCUAUGCCCUUGGUGGUCUGGGCUCUGGCUUUGCUGCCAAUCCCGAGGAGCUCCGUGACCUGUCCUCGCGUUCUCUGUCCCUCUCUCCCCAGAUUCUAGUUGAGAAGUCCCUCAAGGGCUGGAAGGAGGUUGAGUACGAGGUCGUCCGUGACGCUAACAACAACUGUAUCACCGUUUGCAACAUGGAGAACUUCGACCCUCUCGGAAUUCACACCGGUGACAGUAUCGUCGUUGCCCCUAGUCAGACCCUGUCGGACGAGGAGUACCACAUGCUACGUACUGCUGCCAUCAAGAUCGUCCGUCACUUGGGUGUCGUUGGCGAGUGCAAUGUUCAGUACGCUCUGCAGCCCGAUGGACUCGACUACCGUGUCAUUGAGGUCAACGCUCGUCUGUCUCGCUCGUCCGCUCUGGCUUCCAAGGCCACCGGUUACCCUCUCGCUUACACUGCGGCUAAGAUUGGACUGGGACACUCUCUUCCCGAGCUCCCCAAUGCCGUCACCAAGACUACCACUGCCAACUUCGAGCCCAGUCUGGACUACAUUGUCACCAAGAUUCCCCGAUGGGAUUUGAGCAAGUUCCAGCACGUUAACCGCGACAUUGGUUCCGCCAUGAAGUCGGUUGGUGAGGUUAUGGCCAUCGGCCGUACCUGGGAGGAGUCCCUCCAGAAGGCUAUCCGUCAGGUCGACCCCAGGUACCUUGGUCUCCAGGGUGAUUACUUCGAGGACCUCGACGAGACCCUCCGCAACCCCACCGACCGCCGCUGGUUGGCCGUUGGUCAGGCUAUGCUUCACGAGGGCUACUCCGUUGACAAGGUCCACGACCUGACCAAGAUCGACAAGUGGUUCCUGUACAAGAUCCAGAACAUCGUCGACUGCAACAACGAGCUCAAGGAGAUCGGUAGUCUCUUCGGCAUCAAGCAGGAGAUCAUGAUGAAGGCCAAGAAGCUCGGUUUCUCUGACAAGCAGAUCUCUCUCCUGGUUGGUUCCACUGAGGACGAUGUCCGUGCCCGCCGUAAGUCCUUCGGCAUCACCCCCUGGGUUAAGAAGAUCGAUACCCUGGCUGCCGAGUUCCCUGCCGACACCAACUACCUCUACACCACCUACAAUGCUACCUCGCACGAUGUCACCUUCGAUGACCACGGAACUAUCAUCCUUGGUAGCGGUGUGUACCGUAUUGGUAGCUCCGUCGAGUUCGAUUGGUGCGCAGUCAACGCUACUCUCUCCCUCCGCAAUAUGGGCAAGAAGACGGUUAUGAUCAACUACAACCCCGAGACCUACUCCACUGACUUCGAUACCGCUGACAAGCUCUACUUCGAGGAGCUCAGCUACGAGCGUGUCAUGGAUAUCUACGAACUCGAGGCCGCUAGCGGUGUCGUUGUCUCUGUCGGUGGUCAGCUGCCUCAGAACAUUGCCCUCCGUCUCCAGGAGACUGGUGGUGCCCACAUUCUCGGUACCAACCCCGAGGACAUUGACAAGGCUGAGGACCGUCACAAGUUCUCCCAGAUCUUGGACAGCAUCGGUGUCGACCAGCCCGCCUGGAAGGAGCUUACCUCCGUUGCCGAGGCCGAGAACUUCGCCGAGUCUGUCGGCUACCCCGUCCUGGUUCGUCCCAGUUACGUCCUGUCUGGUGCCGCCAUGAACGUCAUUUACAGCGUCGAUGAGCUCAAGGAGAAGCUCCUCAACGCUAGUGCCGUUUCCCCCGACCACCCUGUUGUCAUCACCAAGUUCAUCGAGGGUGCCGAGGAGAUCGACGUUGAUGCCGUCGCUUCCAACGGUAAGCUUCUUGUUCACGCCGUCUCUGAGCACGUCGAGCCCGCCGGUGUCCACUCCGGUGACGCCACCCUCGAGAUUGCCCAGAAGGUCGCCAAGGCCUGGAACAUCACCGGUCCCUUCAACAUGCAGAUCAUCAAGGCCGAUGUCGAGGGCGCCGAGCCCCAGCUCAAGGUCAUUGAGUGCAACCUGCGUGCCUCUCGUUCCUUCCCCUUCGUCAGCAAGGUCCUGGGUACCAACUUCAUCGACGUCGCUACCAAGGCUCUCGUCGGCCGUGAUGUCCCCGAGCCCGUUGACCUCAUGAAGGAGAAGCGUGACUACCUCGCCACCAAGGUUCCCCAAUUCUCCUGGACCCGUCUGGCUGGUGCGGACCCCUUCCUUGGCGUCGAGAUGUCCUCCACUGGUGAGAUUGCCUGCUUCGGUAAGGACCUCGUCGAGGCCUACUGGGCGUCUCUUCAGUCCACCAUGAACUUCCGCAUGCCCGAGCCCGGUGAAGGUAUCCUUCUGGGUGGUGACGUUACCCAGCCUCACCUCGCCAAGAUCGUCGAGUACCUCAACCCUCUCGGCUACAAGUUCUUCGCUGCCAACCCCGACGUCAAGGCUCACAUCGAGUCCACUGCCCAGGACAACGUCUCCGUGCAGGUCAUCGAGUUCCCCAAGAAGGACAAGCGUGCUCUCCGUGAGGUCUUCCAGAAGUACGACAUCCGCGGCUGCUUCAACCUUGCCAAGACCCGCGGCAAGACCCAGCUUGACGAGGACUAUGUCAUGCGCCGUAACGCUGUCGACUUCAGCGUUCCCCUCUUCAUGGAGCCCAAGACUGCGACUCUCUUCGCUCAGUGUAUGAACGAGAAGCUGCCCCGCUCCGGCGAGAUCCCCUCCGAGGUCCGCACCUGGUCCAACUUCGUCGGCGGCAAGAAGCUGUAA